GCGGAUUUUGAUGUUGAUCACUUUGUGUCAGACUGCAGGAAACGUGUGCAGUUGGAAGAGCUAAGAGAGGAUCUGGAGCUCUAUUACAAACUCCUUAAAACUGCUAUGGUAGAGCUCAUAAAUAAGGACUAUGCAGAUUUUGUUAAUCUCUCAACAAAUCUCGUUGGCAUGGACAAGGCUCUCAAUCAACUUUCAGUACCUUUGGGACAAUUAAGGGAAGAAGUUAUGAGUCUUAAGUCAUGUGUCAGUGAAGGAAUUCAAGCAGUAGAUGACCGAAUGACUAAACAAGAAGACAUUAGAAGAAAAAAGAUGUGUGUCCUGAGACUUAUUCAUGUUAUUCAGUCUGUGGAGAAAAUUGAGAAGAUUCUACAUUCCCAAGGCACUAAAGAAUUGUCCUCAUUAGAGGGAAACAGUCCACUUGUAACUGGACAAGUUUUAGAGAGAAUUGCCACAGAAUUUAAUCAACUACAAUUUCAUGCAGUACAAAGCAAAGGAAUGCCCCUUUUAGACAAAGUGAGACCACGUAUUGCUGGAAUAACAGCCAUGUUGCAGCAGUCUCUGGAAGGGCUGCUCUUGGAAGGCCUUCAAACGUCAAAUGUUGACAUAAUACGCCACUGUCUGCGCACUUAUGCAACAAUUGACAAAACACGAGAUGCAGAGGCAUUAGUUGGCCAAGUGCUUGUAAAACCUUAUGUAGAUGAGGUGAUGGUGGAGCAGUAUGUGCAAUCCCACCCCAAUGGCCUCCAGGCUAUGUACAAUAGGCUGUUGGAGUUUGUUCCUCAUCAUUGCCGCCUCCUGCGGGAAGUGACAGGGGGAGCAAUUUCCAGUGAAAAAGCAGAUAUUGUUCCUGGAUAUGAUUUCUUGGUGAACUCAGUGUGGCCAGAAAUAGUACGUGGUUUGGAAGAGAAAUUGCCAUCACUUUUUAACCCUGGAAACCCAGAUGUGUUUCAUGAGAGAUACACCACCAGUAUGGACUUCGUGCGGAAAUUCGAACGCCAGUGUGGCUCCCAGGCCAGCGUGAAGCGCUUGAGAGCUCAUCCCUCUUACCACAGCUUUAACAACAAAUGGAAUCUGCCUGUCUAUUUUCAAAUAAGAUUCAGAGAAAUAGCAGGGGCCUUAGAAGAAGCACUUUCAGAUACACUAGAGGAAGCACCAGCUGGGAGCUCCUUCUGUCUCUUGGCCACCCACAUGGUGUGGGCGAGUCUUGUGAAGUGCUGGUCGGAUCAGAUGUUUGUGCCGCUGUUAGCGCACCGCCUGUGGAAGCUCAGCCUGCAGAUCUUGGCUCGCUACUCCGUGUUCAUCAGCGAGGUGUCUGUAAGGCCCAUUUCCAGUGAAAAUACAAAGGAGAGCAAAAAACCUGUGCCAGGUGGUAAAAAGGAAUCUUCUUUAAGCCUCAACCCCAGUGAGGACCAAGGAAAUGGAUCUUCUCCAGAAAGCGUGCCAUUGUCGUCUAUAUCUAGUACUCAGCUGAUAUACGUUGCUGCAGAUCUGGACAAACUGCAGGAUUGGAUUCCUGACAUCUUAGACAUGAUUAAACCAAAGCUUGAAAUGAUUGGCUUCAAGAAUAUGUCUUGCAUUGCAGGAGCCUUGGAAGAUUCAAAGACUUCUCUCUCAGCCUGUGUGCCUACCUUGAAUAACAGGAUCAUCCAGGAUCUCAGUGAGUCCUCCUUUGCAUACCUGAAGAGUGCACUGGAAGUUCCAAGAUUAUAUAGGAGAACCAACAAGGAGGUGCCAACUAAAGCCUCACCUUAUGUUGACAGUGCUCUUAAGCCCUUCUACCGACUGCAGAAUGACUACAGAGACACCUUGAAGCAGCCCAUGAUUCAUCACUGGUUGGAAGGGGCUCUCUCUGAAAGCACACAGAAGUAUUAUGAAACUGUAUCUGAUGUGCUCAGUUCUGUUAAGAAAAUGGAAGAGAGUCUAAAAAGGUUGAAGCAAGCAAGAAGAACUGCAACUUCAAACCCUGUUGGUACAAAUGGGGGCAUGAGUGAUGAUAACAAAAUCCGACUCCAGCUGGCCUUAGACAUUGAGUAUUUUGGAGAACAAAUCCGAAAGAUGGGACUGGAAACAAGCAGCAUAAAAAGCUUUUCAGCCCUUGCAGAGCUGGUUCUAACUGCCAAGGAUCAAGCUACAAUGGAACCAUCCUAGUUAUUUUUGAAAGCAUGUGAUUGAAGAUAAACAAGGUCCCUAAAAGAGAGAGAGAGAACUCUGCUUUGUUUUACCAAAUAAAUAGCAAUUAAGUGCUUCCUGAAGUAUCUCAAGCAGCAAAUCAGUGUAUCUUCUGCCUUGAUGAACUUGCUUCACCAAAAGACUGAGACUUUAUCAGUUAUCCAUUAUAUGGAAAGCAAUCAAAGUUCUAAACUUUCUACUAUAGAAUAAAAGUAGAAGAAAAUGUUUUUCUUAUUUUUGUUGUACAACUUGAAAUGUACAAGAACAAAGUUCUAUGUUGAAAAUUAUAUGUAAUAAAUUGUCUUCCUAACAUUUGAUGUACCAUAGGUUUUUCAAUCAAAUGUAUUGAUUGAUGGCUGUGUUACAACCCACUCCAGAGGCAAAAUAACUGAGGUUCUUGUUAACUGAACCCUUGAUCUGAGUGAAAGGACACUGAGUGACCAGAGUUUAUGUAUCUAUAUAUACACAUAGAGCUAUAUCUAUCUAUCUAUCUGGUUUAUUUUAGAGCAGUUUGGUUGCAAUGAAGGAAAGGUAUGUAGCUGUUUUGGUGAUUGUCUAUAGAAAUAGAGCAAUAUGAAAGUAAUAUCAUUUAAUAUAUAAGCAUAUCAUUUAAUAUAAAAGAUAUCAUUUAAGAAUAUAUAUAAGGAAAAGAAAGAGAAAAUGUAUGAGUACGUAGUAGAGAUGAAAGACAUCACCAUCCAUGGAUCCCACAACAAGACUUGAUUGUUGCCAUUUCAGUUGUUUGUUGGUCAAAGUAAUGGUCACAGUCAUGAUCCAUCAGGGAUGGGGGAAGUCCAUGAAACAAAGAGGGUUCAUACAUGGGUUCAGUGGGUUCAUGCAUGUUUUGAUUCAGGUGGGAAUGCCCUGGUACCUCCCCUGAGGGGGAGUUCUGUGCUAUCACUGUGAAUUGACUGUGAUGUUAUCACUGUGAAUCAUGUGCAGUCCUCUGGUGGGAAGUCCCAGAAAUGAGUCUGGGGGCACAUCAGGGUUGUUGGUGGUCACAGACUCCAUCUGUCCUAUAACUUAGGGUGAUUUUGAACAGUGAUAUGAGUACGAGCACUUGCUUUCUCUCCCACAGUUUGCCAGAGAAUUUUUGUCUGGAUGCAUUAACCAGGAUGUGCUAACCAGAUCUCACCACUGACAGGUCUGGAAUCAGCACCUUCCUGUCACAAUUCCUCUCUUCUGUGCUUACCUCCAGUUCCUGCUGUGGUGGCUGAUCUUAGGGCAAGUUCUGUCUGUGGCCUUGGCAGUGCUUGAGACAGGCAGCUGUGUGCUUUAACUCUUUACAGGAUGUCAAAAACUUCCAAAUGCUAUUCCUGCUCUCCUGGGAGAGCAGCCUUGGUCUAAGGUUGGUUCAAAGGAGAAAGCUGUGGAGGGAGCCAUGUUGUGGCAGUUCUGUGUUCCCCUCGGCAUGCCUUUUGCACCUGCAGUGUGCUUGGAGCUCUGGGCCUGGGCAUUUUUGGAACCCUAACCCUAGGUGUGGCUCUAACCCUAGGCAGAGCUGGAUAAAGUACUCUUAGGAACACAAUUGUGCUAUUUCUCUUUGCUGCUUUUCUCCUUCAUCAUGGGAUAUGCUUAGCACUUGUUUGGGUUUUGGAUGUUUUCAUUUAACUGAUGUGGUUUUUUUCACAGACCAUGUUGGUGUGAAGGGCUGCGUGACAAAAACUCAUAAAGUAAUUUAAUUUUUAAAAUAAUUUUUACUACAAGUGUCUCACUUAAAUAUUAUUACAUUCAGACUACCCGUUUUCCUUCAAAUUCAAACUUAAUUCACUAAGCUAGAAUUUAUUCAAGGCUGGCAUAUUUCUUAUUUGUAUUAUAUUAUCUAUUAGAAUUUACCUGCCUACAUGUAGAAUUUUUGUAACUUCCAACCUAGUUACAUCAGUGAAAGGUGCGUCUUUAUUUAGCAGGAAAUUAGAAAGUGUUACUAGGGUUUAAAAUGGUAGAGGGAGUAACCAAGAGCUUUCUUGAACCUAGAGAGAUCUGCCUAUUGGUGCUUCUCAUUCACAUGUGAAGGACAGGCAACAUAGUCUGGGCACAGUAGCAGUUGAAUUUAGGGUUUUAAAGUCAAAAAAUGCCCUGGGUUUUUUUGUGUUUUGGGGGUUUUUUUUGCGGUUUUUUUUUUUUUUUUUUUUAACUGUGGAAAAUUUAACACUGGAAUUCUAGUUCCAGAUUAUUAAUUAAAAAUACCUGGUUUUUCCUAAAGUAUUUAGAGAGCUUGGGACUUAAUGCCCAGAUUAUGCAAAUUUUCCAAGUACUUAGAGAUAGGAGGUGUGUAGCACACGACUGUUGGGUGAAGUGAAACUGUAUUGAGCAAACCUUUCAUGGCUUGAGGGCUUUCAUUCCUCACUGUUGGAAACUGAUCACAUUUUAGUUGAGAAGACACAACCAUGAUAUCAUGGUGCUUUUGAAGCAAUUAGGAAAGGUGGCUGUUAGGACUUUUCUAAUACUGAUUUUUUGAAGGGAGGCAGUGAGGAAAGAAGCCCUGCUGCUUAAAAUUAUGUGGUGGUGCUUGCAUUCAAUCUUGAGUAAUGGAGAGCAGGAUUUGGCUUUUUUAAUUUGCUUAGCGUCUCUCCGUUCAUGGCACAUACACAAUCAAGGGAGCAUCCAAGUUUAUUGCUGAAAAAAGGAACAGCCAAGUGAACCAACUUGUCAGAUGACAGAUCUGUUUGUCUCUUUCAGGCCUCUGGAAAUCCUCAGCCUUAGGCACACUCUGCUGAAUGGAUUUACCUCUUAGUGCUUAUGAACAAGGAGUUUGUGUACCUAUUAUGUUUUCUAGGCUUCUAAUAGAUGAACACAGAAAGCAUGUUCUCCCCACACCUCUUAAUUUUCUUAAGAGUCAGGAGUAGAAACAUCAUCCUAGUUCUAGCUACUGUUGUUUUCAGCAAUGUUUUCUUAUUAUAAAAUGGACGUGUAAAUUGUAGCCUGAGAGUGAGAUUGUAGGAUUGUAAAUGCACUGUGCAACUGCUCACUUCAGCAGGACUGCAUCUCUAUACAAUUAAAUUUCUACAACAGCUGUCACCAAAGCAGCAGAUUCUGAGACCUGUACAGACUAGUGAUGGAAAAUAGAACAGUUUUGUUUGUAUCCUCCAAAGCAGGGGAAAAGGAUAUAGUCUGUGUACCAAACCAAAAAGGCACAGAGAGAUUACUUACACUUGAGUUGCAAGUGAUUUUCCACAUCUUCCUGCAAUGCUUCCUGCUUGUCUUCAUCAACUUUGUGAGGAUUUAGGCUGAAUUCUGUUUUUUUCUAUUGAAGACCAGCUUUAAUUUCAGGGCAGGAAAUAACACUGUGUAGCAAAUCAAAAUUGCUGAAUGGUCCUAUGAUUGCUUUAAAUGUCUGUAUCACUGGUUCUGUGUCAGUUCCCCAUCUCUUAUUCUUGUUCACUUGAACAGGAUUGAAUUUUCUUUCAGUGGAAUAAUACAUCAGUUAAGAAUUUGUGUGAUACAACCAUUGAAAGAAAGGUGUGAAUUAACUUUGGUAAACUGAAUUUUAGCAUUUUCAAACACUGUGGAUCAUUGAGAAGAUGAUCUACCAUGUAAGUGCUCCAAAGGAGAUGUCUUCUGCUACUGAUCCUAUUUCUUCUAUCCCUUAAGUAAUUUUUGAAGUGCACUUCAUGACAGUAAUGCAGUUUUGAUUUUCUGCCUUUUUCUUCUUCCAUUCUAGAACCUUUAGAAAACUCACUAUGCCUUUCUAAUCUUGGAAGAAAUUUAGCUGGAAGAGGUUUUGUACAAUAUUGAGGAGAGAAAGAGCAGUGGUAUGUCUUCCUCUAAAAUGGUAACUGGGUUCUCAACUUGGUAUGUUAUACCAGAAGUGGACCAGUUCUAACCUCAUUGUCUAAAGAUAACUAGCACUAUGUGUAUUUGGCUGGACCACUCAAGGAAUAUUUACUUUCUUUUUUCCGUCAACCAUUGUAUUUUCUAGGUCAAACCAGGAGGGAUGAGGAAGCAAAGUGCAUGGAUUUCUUAAAAGUUGUUGUGUUUUUUAUGCUGUCCGUAAAUUUUCUGCUAUGCUCAGGGAUGUGCUGUCUGAUGAAACCUAAAGAGCUCAUCUUUGCCUUUGUUCUCUUUCUCCAAAUCUCCCACUUUUAGAGUCUGAGUUCAGGUGCUCAUUCACUAGAUUAUUAGGCUGUAAAUUGCUUUUGGGAUCUCAGUAUGAGAGUAGUGUCUAGGAUGCCUGGAACGUGCAUCAUGGUGUGCCCAACAGAGGAAUUUGGUAAAAUUGGAGGAGAGUGAAGAGUAAAAAAUGCCAUGAAAUUUUACAUGUAAAAUUGAAUUGAAAUUUACAUGUAAAAUUUACAUGUAAAAUGUCAGAAACAAGUCUCAGGAGAGUAUACAUUGUGAGGUAGCUUAUCUUGUUGGUGUUGUAGCAUUUGCUCCAGCACUUCUCUCUUUGCAGUCCUUAUUCUGGUCAGUUUACUUUUAGUUCCUUGUCUCUGCCCUUUUCUCCUUCCUUUUCAUCUCCAGGGUGUCAGUGGAGAGGUGCUCUCCACCACAACAUUUCUUUUCUGAACAGUGUGUUUGAUGGGUUUGUUUUGUUUUUCUGCCUGUAGCCACUGAAGAGGGAUAUGGAGUUCCAGAGCAUGUGGCCCCCAUGUGUGAAUAAAGACAUUUUCCCUUUAACUUGGUCAGUGUACCCGGAACUUAUUUAUGGACAAAAUAAGCCAGAAUUCAUUUAUGGAAAAAAGCCCAACUGAACUGCAGCAAAGAAACUUGGAAGUGAGUUUAUUUGCAUCUUUCUACCUCUGCAUGUUCAUACUUAAUUACUUCUGUAUAUAAUACAAGUACAGUAUUUAGAUGUUAGAGCAUCUGGAGUCCAUACAGUAUAAAUGGAUAAAUACAUGGAUGCUGCAUCCUAGCAUUCUUGGGGGUUAUUUUAUUUAUUUUCCAUGAAGCUACAGGGAUGUGUCACAUAUCCACAUCACUGACACCAAGCUGCUGGAAUUAGUGCAUUUACUUAGACACACAUUUGGGCCACUGUGGAUGAUAAUGAGCUGCUGUGCACUGUAGGAUACGUCUUGCAUGAUCUGCCAAAGAGAUUUGCAGUUAUUUUUAAGUGCCAUUAGUGCUAACAAUAAACCUA
Messenger RNA from Zonotrichia albicollis (white-throated sparrow), 7246 nucleotides. NCBI's taxonomy places the organism in Eukaryota, Metazoa, Chordata, Aves, Passeriformes, Passerellidae. The record is from RefSeq and is a predicted model, not a curated record.